AUGUCGCUUACCUUGCAUGAUUGCCCGCCUCAUGAUGGUGAACACGAGACACCCACAUACCCAUUGAUUUAUGACCCGUUGUAUUACCCUGAUGAAGUAUCCGUGUUGUCCGCUGUUGCAUGUGAUCUACCAUGGCUCUCUGCAUCACUUAUGUGCUACAAAAGCAACCUGAACUGUUUGACAGCUCCCAUCCCGUGUGAUGCUGCCCCCAACGCGUUGGAUUGUCCUUGCAAUUUUGAAAUCCUGCGGACGGAGCUUGUCAGUUCGUCUGAUGAUGUGCUUACACAGCGUUUCUCGAUGCACCUACCCAGCACUUCUCUCCAAACUCGCACGACAUUGAUCGCAGCAGCUGUUCACCUUGCUUAUGGUUCCGAUGUUGCAGCUGCACUCUGCCGCUCUCCAGUGAUAGUAGCCUCUUCUCCAACUUCGAUUCCUCCCCCCUCUGGCAUAUUUGACCUUCACCAGUAUUGGCUUUUCUUUUCCCUGGAUGAGCUCACCUGUGUCUGGAGCGUCUUCUGUUCAAUCAUGCAUUCGUUCUUCGUUCUUUCUCAACCUCGCAUCAAUCGCUUUCAGGCUUGCGUUCACACCGUCGGUCAUGUAGUGUGCUCGCCAACUUCGUACGCCUAG
This is a messenger RNA of Suillus plorans, 627 nucleotides long. RefSeq lists its product as uncharacterized. The transcript has 2 exons. The record is from RefSeq and is a predicted model, not a curated record. Lineage: Eukaryota; Fungi; Basidiomycota; Agaricomycetes; Boletales; Suillaceae. The coding region runs from base 1 to 627 and encodes 208 amino acids.